AUGAAUCUCCUGACGCGGAGGAAUUCAAACAAGUCCAUCGAUCAAGAGGCGCGAGGCUCCGAUCUAGACAAGACCGUCACCGUCUCGGCAGACCGAGGGCAAGAUGGGGAGAAGCCAUCCUUGCUCCGCCGUCUCAGCAGGUCGAUCAGUCGGACCCAGCAACCACCGGCUCGCAAAGAAAACGAUCAGGCUCCUGCAGUACAUGUAGAGCCUCACCCUCACCCCCGCGAGACUUUCCGACCGCAAGAAACGGGUGAUAAGACUGUCGAACCCGUCGUCGAUGAGCUGUCGCUGAAAGCGGCUCACCACGCUUCCAGGGCAAAUCCAGAGAACCGAGAUGUGAUCUCGUCUCCGCCGACUGUUGCUCAUGAGCAGGUCUCCGCAACCACAGGAAGUACUACAGCCGUCCCAGUCGUCCACGCGAGCCAAGCUGCAUCGUCCACCCAUCCAGCUCAUCCAGCUCAUCCCGUCCAUCUCCAUCCCUCUCAUUCUACUACGUCCACACACCACCAACCCCGCCAUUCAAGUGGCCUUAGCAAAGCAGACAUUCAUCAUCUGUUCUCCGGGGCGCCACAAUUCACGCUGGAAAAGGGCCAACGCGGUCGAUACUUUCCUCAGGCUUUCUUUCCUUGGGACACUGAACUCGAGAUCGCCGAUCUUCAGGACCGGCGAUACCUUCGUCAUGAAAGCUUUGCGUUGUCCACCUUGCAUGCCCACCUGCCAAUCCCGGACGAAGUCAAUUGGAAACCAGGCAUGGCACCACCUGUGAAGAAGGAGGGUGUCGAUGCCAGCAAGCAGCCCAUGUUUGAGCUGGGGAUUUUCGAGAGGCCCAAUAUGCUGGGUAUGGAUGGACGAGAGCCUGGCACCGUGGGAUUGAGGUACUUUCUCGAACGGCCCGUCGCGGAUGGGAUCCAGGACGACAAGGUCAAAGAACAUGGUAAAGACGUCGACAUUGAUCUUCCUCUCCCGGGCAUGGCAACAUUUGAAGCCUUCAAAUCACUCGCCAUCGGCAAGGACAACGAUGAUAUGAAUGCCAAGGUCGGAAAGCAUGCACCGGAGCAAGACCGGGCGAGACUAGUCCACGGCGGUCCCCAUGCCUGGAAAACUGUGGGAGUGAGGAACAUCAGCAUGAACGACCUAGCAGCGAGAUUGGAACAGAUCUGCCGCUGGCGAGAUGAAAUGGCCAAAAGCGGGUGGAAAUCUACGGUUCUGGACUCGAUGCAGACGGAAGAGCUUCACAAUCAUCUCUUCAAUGAAGUGCUCUACCCACCGCGCAAGCUCAACUCCGACGCCAAACACCUCAAGUCGGGAUUGAAGGUCCAGAUUGAGGCGUUGGUCAAGGUACUCACCACGCCCGGGGCGUGGCUUGAUUUGAGUGUGCCUGAAGCAAGGCUGCGCUUCGGCAAAAUCCUGCACCGUCGGACGACACGGCAUGACCACAGCACAGGGACGAUGUGGAUUGAUCCCGAACGGAAAUGGCUCCUGAUCCAACUGCUCCUUGCCGUCGAGUUGGUCAUCCGCCUGGACGCGGCGCUGCGCCUGGGUAUUGCCCUGCACUCCGACGAUUUUGAGCUCAGCAGCGACGAGAUCCACCAUUUCAACAAACUCCGCAAUCUCAAGGUCGACUGGGAUCUGGUGGCGGCACGGAGAUUUCUGAUACUGUGCUAUGUCAAGAAAGUCGAAAAGCGAUCACCCUCGCUAUCCCCGCAGGUGACCCAGUUGAGCAAAGUCAGCUCUCCCGAGCGCCACGGUGGUUUCCUCGGCGGUCUACGCCAUGUGUUGAGCCUGGACGAGGACAAAUCAGAGACGACGCUCGAUGACUGUGACUUGGCCAUCCUGCCGCGUCAGCCGCGACUCAUGCUGGACGGGCUCAUCCGGUUUGCGCACAAUAUCGGCUGGCCACGAUGGGUUGAAGUUCAGCAACGGCUGGAGCAGAAACUCUCUCCAGACAACCCCGAGGAGCGAGAGAAGUUCCUUCUGGACCUCAUGUCCUGCACCGACGCAGAGCACAUAACCGGCCCUCAGCCUGGCCAGAUCAUCCCACCGCUGGGGAAAUUCUGCGUCAACCUGCACCCCGCAACCUCCAGCACCAUUGGAGGUUGGCUGUCACACACUUGGCUCUCAGGCCUGAUCCUGCCGGGCAAAUCGAGCUGCGAUCUCCUGAUGGCGAUGCUGUUGGAGAACGACACUGACCCUUCGACCCUUCGAGAUCUGGGAACAAGAGGACUCCCUCUCUGGAGUGCCGGCUUCAUCCUCAACGGUUCGUCUUGGUGGACCAAGUCCAGCAUUGUCGGCCGUGUCAUGGCUCCGUUGCGCGGGUCCAAGGAAGGCAUGGGCUGGAUCCAUCUGCCCAAUUGCGUCCCCUUGAGCGAAGCGACGUCUGAACCGGUUCCAAACCGCUGGAUCAAGAUCAAGACAUGGCCGGUGCCCACUAGCCGGCCCCGACCCCGGAUCUUUGACGGGGACAAAAUCGCCUCGGAGUCGUCCCCGUUGGGUUACGGCAAGGGAAACAUCAUGGGCGCGGAAUUCAGCAUGGUGACGGACCAUACGCUGGAUAACGAAACCGUGCCGGAGGUCAAGGUCAGCGAGAUCAAACUGCAUCUGUCCACCACCAACGACACCCAGUCGAGUCCCGAUCAUCCCUUGGCCGCGUGGGCCCAGUUUCAUCUGAAAAUUAUCGACCCCCGUAGUCCCGACCGGCCCAUCUCGAAACAGGUCCGCUACGGUCUCGACCGCGCUGUGUACUUUGUCAACGCCUACCCUUGCCGGCUCCCACACGGCCACGCGACAUUCAAAUCAGCCACCUCGGACGCGGGCCAUGAGCACCACGAACACCAGCAUCAACACCCACACCACAGACCUGCCGAACAUAUUCCCGCGCAUCCGCUCCAUAAGACAUACAAGUUUGUGACCAAGACUCUCAUGGACUUGAUCGACAAUCACGUUGAUCCUCCGGCCUCAGGUGCCGCAGGUCAGAAGGAAGUCUGGGUGGUAGAUGCGCGAGACGCCCUGCCGGCGAAAGCACAUGGACACGAUCAGGCUGUUCCUCCGAGCCAGUCCACGAGCGAACAUAGUCCCAGCCCGAAUCCUCCGGCUCCCCUGGCCGCCUCACCAUCUUCACCCCCGGCGAGCGCUGAGCUAUGCACCGACGCAUGUCCUGGUCCUAGUGCUGAAUUGGCGUCACCGCUACAGCAUUCCACCAGUGGAUAUUCCGGUCAUAGCCACAGUUACAGUUUCAACCACCAUCACAGUCACGGUCACGGUCACGGUCACGGUCACAGUCACGAGUCGUGUGAUCCCGACCCGCAGCUCUGGGAGAAGGAUAUCCUGGUGCGGGCCUGGUGUGCGGAGAAGGGCCGGAACGCCAUCAUUGCGCGCGUGGGCCGAACCUGCCUCAGCUGCGCCAUCCGGGAAGCCAAGGCGCUCGAGAUUGGCGUGAUCAUCAGGGUCGGAAUCAAGGAGUAG
Molecule: messenger RNA, 3465 nt
Organism: Capronia epimyces CBS 606.96
Lineage: Eukaryota; Fungi; Ascomycota; Eurotiomycetes; Chaetothyriales; Herpotrichiellaceae
Exons: 2
Coding region: 1-3465 (1154 amino acids)
Source: RefSeq, a predicted model, not a curated record